CGGCUCCGGCUCUGACCCCCUCUCAGCGUGGUCUCGUUGACCUGGAACGGGCCGGUCUGUUUUCACUGGUGUUGGCCGACGUACGGGCUCUUGUCCCGGGAUGUCGCUUUCUGUAGCCCCUACGCGCUGCGGGCUACGGGCCCUGACGCAGGCGGUGUCGGAGCAGCUGUCCCGGGCCGGGUCGGAGAUCUUGACGAUGCUGAAGAAGCGGAGCGGCGGUUCGCGGGGCUCCGGGUGCCGCCGCCAGCUGCACGUCCUGCGGCUGCUGCUUACUGAACGGCUCGCGGCGGCGGCAGAGCUGAUCGUGGGACUGCUGCAGCGGGAGGUGGAGGAGAACCGGCGGCGCCUGGAGCGGCAGAGCCGGAUGCUGGAGGCUGUGCUGAGCCCGGAGGUCCGACUGACUCGGACAGAUUCCGUCGGCACGUUCACUCUCAGGACAUCCAGCGCAGACAAAAAGCCCCUGCUGUAUUCUGAGGGUAAACCCGCUGACCUCUUCACAGCCCCGCUUAGCUCUGCCCCCUCAGACACCUCAGCAGUGGAGAGCGACGACGACUGGAGGGGAAGCGACAACUCGUACAGCAACACAGAAUCAGCGGACUCAAAGACAGACGCAGGGCGGCGCUCUAAUGCUCGCGGACAGCAGCGGGCAUCAUCUGACCAGAUGGCGGCUCAUCGCUGUGUCAUCUGUGGAAAAAGUUUCCGUCACAGGGGAUAUCUGACGAAACACGUGGAGACACACUCAGACCAGCGUGUGAUCCAGUCCUCAGACUGUCUGGUGGACCAUCUCAGGUCUCACAGGGACGCCACUAGAGGGAGCGGGGCCUGUGGGAUCUGCAGUAAAACGUUUCAAAACAUGGAGACUCACAUGCGGAGUCACACUGGAGAGAAACCUUACAGCUGCUCUGUCUGCAAGAAGAGCUUCCCCCGUGCAGGAGCCCUCAGGAGACAUAGGAAGAUCCACAGCAGGAAGUCGAACAAGGUCUGCCCGGUCUGUGGACUUACCAUCAGCACAGACCAGCUGCUGCAGGACCACCUGAAGACCCACCAGGACAAGGACAGAGAGCAGAGACCGGACGAGGAGGACGGUCAAUCAAAGACAGACAGUAGGCAGGACUCUAGGCUGAAGCGGCCUCAGGGGUCUUGGUCCUGCAGGGUCUGUGGGGACUGGUUCCACAGCCAAGGUUUCCUAAGGAAACAUGCCGAGACGCACUACAGAGAUGCUCAGAGCGUCUGCGGCGUCUGUGGACAGCGGCUGGACUCACCUGAGGCUCUGCAGACUCACCUGCAGUCCCACAGGGAGACUGGGGGGACCUGCUCUGUCUGCAGGAGGACUUUCCAGAACCUGCAGACCCACAUGAGGACCCACACGGGGUUCAAACCGUACCGCUGCUCCGUAUGUGACAAACGCUUCCCCCGAGUGGGGGCGCUGAGGAGGCACAGGAAGAUCCACGGCGGGGAGCAGCUCUGUGGGCGGAGCUUCACAGAGACUCACUCCAAGGAGUUACACAACGAGGAGUACGCAGAGUCAGACCCUCUGAGUCUGAAGUUUCAGACUGAGGACAGUCUGAUUGAAGGAGAAGACACAGAGUCGCCUCAGACGAGUCACUGCUGCAGAGUGUGCAGCGAGACGUUUCAGAGUGACAGCGGCCUGAGGAAACAUGUGAAGACUCACUCAGCAGAGUCUGUGUGUGGAAUCUGUGGACAGACUUUUCCCCCAUCAGAGACCCUCACAGACCACCUUCAAGUCCACAGAGACGCCGCUAAGAUUUGUCAUGUCUGUGGUAAAUCCUUUCAAAACAUUGACACUCACAUGCGGAGCCACACGGGGGUCAAACCAUACGUCUGCGGCGUCUGCGGUAAGUCCUUCCCACGGCCCGGAGCCCUGCGGCGCCACAGAAGGAUCCACAGCGGGGAGCGACCUUACAUCUGCGAGUUCUGUGGGAAGACGUUCAUGGACAACGGAGCUCUGAGCACACACAUCAGGAAACACACCGGCGACAAACCUACCCACCGAGUCUCCUGCCAGACCUGUGGGAAGAGCCUGGCGUCUGUCCAUGUCCUGGAGGUCCACAAGAGGAUCCACACAGGAGAUAAACCGUUCCAGUGUCUGGUCUGCGGGAACACCUUCAGGCAGGUGGGGGGGCUGAAUGCUCACAUGAUGACCCACAGUGGCGAGAAACCAUACAACUGCAGCCUCUGCGGGAAGAGCUUCAGCACCAAAGGGUACCUGCAGAUACACCUGCGCUUCCACAGGAAGGAGUGUGCCUUCAGCUGCAGCCUGUGCUCCAAGGCCUUUGUCACCAAGAACGACCUGAAGAAACACCUGCUGACUCACAGCGGGGAGAAACCCUACGGCUGCUCCAUCUGUGGGAAGAGCUACCAGGAGAAACGCUCCAGAGAAAUCCACAUGAAGGUUCACCUGGACGUCCACACUGACAAGUACCCUAUCACAAGGCACGACGGUCUGCAGCCAGACUUUAUCCAGCUGUAGAGUCCAAAAAAAUGGAGUGAUGAC
Molecule: messenger RNA, 2515 nt
Organism: Labrus bergylta (ballan wrasse)
Lineage: Eukaryota; Metazoa; Chordata; Actinopteri; Labriformes; Labridae
Product: zinc finger protein 709
Biological process (GO): regulation of DNA-templated transcription
Molecular function (GO): RNA polymerase II cis-regulatory region sequence-specific DNA binding; DNA-binding transcription factor activity, RNA polymerase II-specific
Source: RefSeq, a predicted model, not a curated record